AUGAUGAUGAAGUUGCGACUGUUGUGCUGUGUUGUGGGGGUGCUCGGUGUGCAAGUGGCCCACGGGCAACGGGUUCUCUCGGGGAACGAAAACAAACUCGACCUCGCUUCUGGCGAGCAGGUGGUCAUCACGCCGGCUGAGCCCGACACGCUGUCGAUCAUCGAUUUCUCCGAGUUCCCUCCGUUGGUGCAGCACUUGAAAGAUCUGCCCAACACGGUAAUCGGCCCGCCGUCGAAUAUCGCCGUGUCGCCCGACGGUUCUCUGGCGUUGAUCGCAAACUCGCUGAAGCGCGACCCCCAGCAGUCAGACACGCUGGUGCCCGACAACGUCAUCCGUGUGCUCGAUCUCACCGCGUCGCCGCCGACUGUGAUCGAUGAAGUGACCGCGGGUCUCCAACCCUCCGGUAUGUCGUUCACACCCGAUGGCAAGCUGGCCCUGGUGGCCAACCGCGCGGCGGGCAGAGUUUCGGUGUUGCGAAUCGAAGGCCAGAAGGUUGAACACCUGCGCGAGAUCGAAGUGGGCGAGCCGGAAGAUCAGGUAUCGGAUGUGGCGAUCAGCCCCGAUGGUCGCCUGGCGCUGACUAGCAUCAACGCGGCAGGGCACCUACGACUGUUAACGAUCGAUGGUGAAGACGUCGUCGCCACCGAGCGGAAGAUCUCCACGUAUGGAACUCCCUACCGCUGCGUGAUCACGCCCGAUGGUGAGUUGGGGCUGACCGCGGGUGCCGGUGUGGGCGGAGCCCCCGACAUCGAUGCAUUGACGGUCGUAGAUCUCACGGCCGAUCCCGUGCAGACGAUCGGUUAUGUUCCCAUCGGUUCAGGGCCCGAGUCGAUUGAGAUCAGUCCCGAUGGUCGCCUGGUGGCCGCGGUGUUGAUGAACGGAUCGAACCUGGCGGAAGACGAUCCGAAUCGUACGGAAGAGGGUAUGCUCACGUUGUUGGCGCGGCGUGGGAAGUCGUUCGAGGUCGUUCAGCAACUUCCGGUCGGUCGCAUUCCCGAAGGGGUCGCCUUCACGGCCGACGGGCGUUACCUGCUGGUGCAGUGUCAUCCCGCGCGAGAGAUCUGGAUAUUUCGCGUCUCAGCCCACCUGGCAAUCGGGAUCAAAUACAACCUCGAGGCUGAAGGCUAUCGCGUGAGUGCCGUGGGCGAUGGCCACGAGGCGCUGAAGAUCGUCGAGGAAGGACCCGAAGACAUCGACCUGGUGGUGCUCGACCUGAUGCUGCCCGGGAUGAGUGGCUAUGCCGUAUGCGAGUCGCUCCGCGAGCAGGGCAACAUGGUGCCCGUGCUGAUUCUUAGUGCCCGCACGUUGGCCGAAGAUCGCAUCCGUGGGUUCGAUGUGGGGGCCGAUCAGUAUCUUCAGAAGCCGUUCGAUUUGGACGAACUGUUGAGCCGAGCCCGAAGUUUGUUGGAUCGGCAUGCCCGUCGCGCGACGAAGCCCUCUGCGCGUCGCGAGCUGGAUCACUACGAGUUCGGCAACGUCAAGAUCGACUUCAAAACCCACGAGGUCACCGUCGACGAUGAACCACUGCGGCUCACGUUCAUGGAGUUGAAGUUGAUCCGUUACUUCAUCGAGAAUGAAGGCAUCGUGCUCAGUCGCGAUCAACUGCUAGAAAACGUGUGGGGCAUCUCCAGCAGUCCUACGACCCGUACGGUCGAUAAUUUCGUCAUGCGGUUGCGGAAGUAUUUCGAGCGCGACCCUUCCGAACCCCGGCACUUUCUCAGCGUCCGUGGGGCCGGCUACCGCUUCUUGGCGGAAGACACCUUCCAGCGGAAUCACCCCAUGUACGGCCGGCUCCGCAAUAGCAUCACCCUGCUUGGCUGCGCAGUAGCGCUGAUCGCUGCCGGUGCGUUCGCACCCGCGGUGGCCGAGGAGGAAGUGUCUUUCGUCGAUCAGCAUCUGCGGCCGUUCCUGUCGAAUUACUGCAUAAGCUGCCACAGCGGGGAAGAGCCCGCUGGCGAGUUCACGCUUGAUAAUGCGGAGUUGCUGGAGCAGGGGCCCGAGCAUCGGGAGCAGUGGGAAACCGUGGUCGAGUACCUGCGGGCCGACAUGAUGCCGCCCGAGGAUGAGGCCCAGCCGGAAGCCGAUGAGCUGAAAUCAAUCGUCGCUUCGAUCGAGUCGAACUUCUUGGCGAUCGAUUGCGAGAACACCACCAGCCCCGGCCCCGCGAUGGUUCGCCGUUUGAAUCGGGCCGAGUACGCGAACACGAUUCGCGAUUUGUUGGGCAUUGAGUUCGAAGGGGCGGACGACUUCCCUUCUGACGACGUCGGUUACGGCUUCGACAAUAUUGGCGAUGUGCUUUCCAUCUCGCCAAUCUUGAUGGAACGCUACCUGGCCGCAGCCGAAGAGAUCGCCAUCCAGGCCAUCGUGGCCGACGAUCCGCGCCGCUCGCGGAUCGUGCGGUUCGAAGCGGAAGACUUACCGUUUGAGAUCCCGGCCGGGGCCGCACUCGAUAGCCUUCGCUAUUUCUACAGUGGGGGUGAAGUUUACACCGAGAUCGAGAUUGGCUGCGCCGGUGAAUACCGCUUGAAGGCCCGCGCGUUUGGUGAACAAGCCGGCGAAGAGCCGGUGAAGAUGGCCUUCCGAGUGAACGGCGAGCAAGCCCAUGUGGCCGAAGUGGAAGCCACCUCGAUGAAGCCGGAUGUGUACGACGCCGUGCUCGAGUUGCCCGAGGGCACCGUUCGCAUCGCGGCAGCGUUCGUGAACGACUUCUACAACGAGAACGCCCCCGAGGGUGAGAGCCGCGAUCGCAACAUGGCGAUCGACUACCUCGAGCUUGAAGGUCCGUUGAACGUGGAGCCCGCUCCACUGCCGGAGUCGCAUCGGCGGAUCAUGAUCUGCGAGCCGACGCCCGAGACACGGAACGAUUGCGUUCGCGAAAUCAUUCGCAACUUUGCCGAGCAGGCCUACCGCCGCCCGCUGUCGGGAAUCGAAGUCUCGCGGUUGUCGAAUCUGGUCGACUAUGCCGAGCAAGAAGGGGCCAGCUUCGAGCGGGGCAUUCAACUGGUGGUGCAGGCCGUGUUGGCGUCGCCGCACUUCUUGUUCCGCACCGAACUGCCCGAUGACGACCUGGAAGACGGUCGCGUGACGAACGACUAUCAACUGGCCUCGCGAUUGUCGUACUUCCUGUGGAGCAGCAUGCCCGACGCCACGCUCCUUGAGCUGGCCGCAGAAGAUUGCCUGCAUGAACCGGAGGUGCUCGAAGCCCAGGUGCGUCGCAUGUUGGCCGACCCCAAGUCGGUCGCCUUGGUCGAUAACUUCGCUUCGCAAUGGCUGCAGAUUCGCAACCUGGAGUUGGUCGAUCCCGACACGAAGCGUUUCCCCACAUUCAAUGACGAACUGCGCGUGGCCAUGCGACGUGAGACCGACUUGUUCUUCGAGGCGGUUAUCCGCGAAGACCGCAGUUUGCUGGAACUGAUCGACGCCGACUUCACGUUUCUCAACGAGCAGCUCGCCAAGCAUUACGGAAUUGAGGGGGUCGAGGGCGAUGAAUUCCGUCGCGUCACGCUCGAAGAUCGUGCUCGCGGGGGAGUGCUCACUCAGGGUAGCGUGCUCACGGUGACUUCGAACCCCACGCGGACUUCGCCCGUAAAGCGAGGCAAGUGGGUGAUGGAACAAUUACUGGCGGUAUCGCCCCCUGCGGCUCCACCAGAUGUGCCACAGCUAGAAGAAGCGGGCCGAAAGCUGGAAGGCUUCGGGCUAGAAAACUUCGACGCCGUGGGUGCCUGGCGCGAGAAGGACGAAGGCCUGCCGAUUGAUGCCUCGGGCGAGCUGCCCAGCGGGGCUAGGUUCGCUGGACCGGCCGAAUUGAAACAGAUACUCCUGGGUCGCGCCGACGAAUUCCGUCGCUGCGUGGCCGAAAAAAUGUUGGUGUACGCGAUUGGGCGCGGGCUUACCCACGUCGAUCGUUGUACCAUUGAUGAGAUCGUCGAGUCGCUAAAAGCGGGCGACGAUCGAUUUUCGGAACUCGUGCUUGCCAUCGUUCGCAGCAAUGCGUUCGACCCCCGGCAAACCGAAGGCUUGGGAACCGCAAUCGCACUGCCGAUGCUCGAGACGAUGACACCGCUUCGGGCGAUGGCCUCGGAGGCGGCCGUUGAAGCUCCGCGGCGGAUGGCGUUUUUCUUCGUGCCCAAUGGCGUGCACAUGCCGCAUUGGACGCCCGAGCAAGAAGGGGCCGACUUCGAGCUGCCACCGGUGCUCGAGUCGCUGGCCGACUUCAAGAACGACAUGCUCAUCCUUUCGGAACUCACCCAGGACAAAGCCCGUUCCAAUGGCGAUGGCCCUGGCGACCACGCCCGUUCGGCGUCGGUGUUCUUAACCGGUAGUCAGCCGCACAAGACCGACGGGUCGGACAUCAAGGUGGGUGUUUCCGUCGAUCAGAUCGCGGCACAACAAAUCGGAUCGCAUACGAAGUUCCCCUCGCUGGAAUUAGGCUGCGAUCGCGGGGCCCAGUCGGGCAGUUGCGACUCGGGCUAUAGCUGUGCGUACUCUUCGAACAUCUCGUGGCGCACGCCCAGCACCCCUAUGGCCAAAGAGAUCGAUCCGCGGUUGGUCUUCGAGCGACUCUUCGGAGCUGGGCGAAAGACCGAUGUGGCCGAGUCGCAGGACCGCCGGCAACGCCUGCAGAAAAGCGUGCUCGACUUCGUGCUGGACGACGCCAGCCGGUUGCGAAAGAAGUUGCCCACGGGCGAUCAGCGGAAGAUGGACGAAUACCUGACGUCGGUCCGCGAAAUCGAGAUGCGAAUCUCACGGGUCGAACUGGGGCUCGAUGACGAGCAACCCAACAUGUCGGCCCCCGUUGGCAUUCCGAAAGACUUUGGGGCUCACAUCCGGUUGAUGCUCGACCUGAUGGUGCUUUCGUUCCAGACUGAUCUCACGCGGGUGUCCACGUUCAUGUUUGCCAACGAAGGCAGCAACCGCAGCUACAAGUUCAUCGAUGUUCCCGAGGGGCACCACAACCUCUCGCACCAUGGCAACGACGAAGAGAAGCAGGCCAAGAUCAGCCGCAUCAAUCGUUUCCACAUGGAACAGUUCGCCUACUUCCUGGGUCGCAUGCAGUCGGUGAGCGAAGGCGACCGCACGAUGCUCGAUAAUUCGAUGCUGCUCUACGGUAGUGGGAUUGGCGACGGCAACCGUCAUAACCACGACGACUUGCCCAUCAUGAUCGUCGGAAGUGGGGGUGGUCGACUCAGCACGGGUCGUCAUAUCCGUUACCGCAGGAACACCCCGCUGAACAAUCUCUAUCUCUCGAUGCUCGACCGCAUGGAUGUCAGUAUCGAAUCGCUGGGCGACAAUGCUGCUGUGUUCUUGCUGGUCCUGAUUAUCGCGGUGGUCAAUCUCGCCUUGGGGAUUGCGCUGGCGGUGUACUUUGAUCCCACGCGUGGCACGGAACGAGAAUUACACGUCCCGGUUGCGGCAGCGCCUGUGGUUGAGAACGAAUCACCACCCGCGCAACCUCCGGCGAAAGAACCUGAGCCUGAACCGGAAGCCGCAGCCGAGCCAGUUGCCGAAGAUGUCGUUGAAGAGGAACCGGUCGCGGAAGAAUCUGAAACGCCGGUUGAUGAGCCUGUCGAGCAGACGGUGGUCAGUGAUAUUCCCAGCGAAACGUUAUCGCAACGGGAACUGUCGGCCUGCGAGGCUCCGCUCAACGAGUUCCAAGAACACAUCGAUGCCCAAUUGGGGCUGCUGCGAGAUAUGGAGCAGCGUCUCAGAAAACAGGGUGAAUCGUUGGAGAUCGAGGAUGUCUCGAAGCUCGCGAGCGACCUGGUUUCGUACCACGCCGAAUUCGAUGCACACGUGAACGAGUUGAUGAAUCAACUCGACGAACACCGCGACACCUGGGUCGAGGCGGCUCAUACCGUCGAACAAUUCCUCGAAGCGUUAAGAGAAACCAAGAGAUCGGCUGAAGCCAUCGAUACCUCGCUUCGUGAGCUUAGCGACGAGGAAGAUGCAGCCCUGGCUGGAGACGAACUUCGCAGGUUGCUUCAUCGGGCCAUCAAUCUCGUGUUCGAGCAUCGCGAUCGGGUCGAGGCAGUUCGUUCAGAGAUGAUGUUUGACUUGGGGUUGUUGCCUCAACUCACGAGCGAAGACUUUGCCUCUGGACUGCCGGACAUCUUGAAUCGCCUGGGUAUCGAAACCACGAUUCGACGCUGGCGGCAGAAACAAACCAGUAGCACCCGGCCUUACAGCUUGGCCGUGAUCGGGAUCGACCGAUUAGCGGACCUGAACGAUUCGUUCGGCACCGAGACGGUCGACAAAAUUCUGGGGCACGUCGCCGCGCAGACACUGGAAGCUAUCCGCUCGGACGACGCCAUGGGUUACUUCGACGGCUCGAAGUUCCUGUUGUUCUUCCCCGAGACGGGUCCUGCCAGUGCGACCAGCUAUCUCGAACGGAUGCGGCAGAACCUGGUGGUCACGAUGUUCGAGCACGGAGAUGCCGACAUCUCGGUUACCACCAGUUGCGGCGUGGUCGAGGGCGAUCCGGACGACGCGAUCGACGCCCUGGCGAUCAGUGCCGUCGACACAAUGAAAGCCGCCCGGGCCGAGGGGGGCAACUGCACGAUGGUACUCGAGCACGGCGAGCCGACGGCCGUCUCUCCGCCCGACUACGCGGUCGAAUCGAAGACGAUUUCUCUCUGA
Molecule: messenger RNA, 6636 nt
Organism: Cladocopium goreaui
Lineage: Eukaryota; Dinophyceae; Suessiales; Symbiodiniaceae
Source: the annotation of a GenBank genome assembly